This is a messenger RNA of Cucumis sativus (cucumber), 1451 nucleotides long. RefSeq names its product josephin-like protein. The transcript has a single exon. Bases 871 to 1242 code for a protein of 123 amino acids. Lineage: Eukaryota; Viridiplantae; Streptophyta; Magnoliopsida; Cucurbitales; Cucurbitaceae. The record is from RefSeq and is a predicted model, not a curated record.
UAUCAUCUAGUGAUUUAAGUACUACCAAAUUUAUCUAUGCUCAAGCAAGCAAGGAGGAGAGAGAAAUAAAGAGAUAGAGAGAGAGAGGAGCAUUACCAGGCUGAUGGAUUUCUGUGAUACUACUGGAAAUGAGAAUCAAGAUGGCCAACAAAAGAGAGACUUGUAGGGCCAUUCCAUUGUGCCUCAAAAGCAACGAUGAUGCUGAAGAGUAUCGAGUGGUUGUCUCUCUCUUGCUCCCCUCUUUUUCCUCCUCCCUCUUCUACUUCUUCUCAUUCUCCUUUUUAUUCUCUGUUGGCUCCACUCAUCUCUUUUUCUGACCUAAUCCACUUCCCAUUGCUUAAUCUUUUAACCAAAACUCCUCUCCUGUUGCAAUUUGCACAUAUAAAAAAACAUAAUCUUCCCUUAAACCCUUCAAUUGCAAACCAAGAAUAAGAGGAGUUGUAAGCAUAUUCUUCAAAGUUUUUUUAUGGGGUCCAAAGUUUUCUAAAGGGUAGGUAAAAGUUCCUGGUGCAUCAUUCAUUUGGCAUCCAUAUAUAAAUGACAUGUCUAUUUGAGCGUAAUCUAAACGCUCAACUUGAGCCUUACUGCCGACUGAAUCAAUCAUCUUCAAUCUUCCUACAGCGGAGAGUUGCUUAAUUAAGCCCCAUUCUUUCGUUUUCAUUCUUCUCUCUAUUUCCUUAAAUUUGAAGCAAUAAAUGCUCCUUAUUCUCACAACCUAACUCACUGUCUCUUCUCCUCAAGAAAGCUACUCUAUUUACUUCUCACACAUCCUUUCCCAUAUCUUUUACACACUACACGAAAUCUCUUUCUCUUCUCUCUUUAAAGCCACUAUUUUACCCUUAGGAUUUACAUCUCAGUUGGAAGGUUCAAAUGUCAAGGAAAGCGAGCAAACGAGUCAGCUUCAGUCCUGAUGUGAAUGAUAAGCCAACGGUUGUGCUCAAACACGGUGGCGGUGGUGAUGGCGGAGCCGGAAUGUGGAGCUUCGGCCUUAGCAGAGAAACAAGGUACUUGCCGGUGAGGUUUCUACAGAGCCUUAAGAACAGAGUAAGUGAAGCAAUUCGCUUUGUCUCAACAAGAAAGUCUUCACGAAAGGUUUCUUCAGCCUCCACUUUUACAAGGUCAAGAUCGGUCUCGGAUUCCAUGGAAUCGCAUCGAGCUGAAGCCAUUGAAGAUUGUAUCGAGUUCUUAAACCACUCUUCAUCUUUGUCCAGAUCAAAUUCAGUCUCUGGAAGUACUUACUGAAAGUUAUGUACUUGUGAGAAUAGAAUGUGCAUGUAAAAUUUAGUCGAUAUUUUAGACAUUCUUUUGCGUGCCCGUCUCUUUAAGAUGAUGCUUUAGCAGAUGAUAAUAGAGUUUCUGCCUUUGAAGCUCAGAAUUCUUUUGUCUAAAUGCCGUGAUCACGAGCAGAUAUCUGUUCAUUAAAAAAUUAAAUAAAUUGGAUAUCGACAAAA